This is a messenger RNA of Arachis ipaensis, 1633 nucleotides long. RefSeq names its product putative inactive poly [ADP-ribose] polymerase SRO5. NCBI's taxonomy places the organism in Eukaryota, Viridiplantae, Streptophyta, Magnoliopsida, Fabales, Fabaceae. Gene Ontology annotation, molecular function: NAD+ poly-ADP-ribosyltransferase activity. The record is from RefSeq and is a predicted model, not a curated record.
AUUCUCACAUCUUCUUCAUUCCCUUAACUCAGAUCCUAAUUUCCCUUUUCGCCUUAAAUUAAACCAUCACCAUACACCAUACAACUUUAUUUUAAAACAAACAUAAGACGCCAACUUAAUUAGAUCUCUCAUCUCAAUUAUUUCAUACCUUGCACUCUUCUUUUCUUUCAACCCAAGUUUUCUUCAUCUCCCAAAAAUGUAUACGCAAUUUCUUCUUUUCUAAUUCCUAUUUGAAUUGAGCAAUCAUUCCUAAAUUACAUCUUUCUUAUUCUACCAUUAAGCUAUGAACCUUGUAACUUCAUCACCUCUUAGCGUAGAUUCUUCGUCAUCCACCGACUCAGAUUGGGAUAAUGGCGGCGGAAGCAGCAGCAGCAGCAAUGGAGAAGAAGACACAUCGUGCGUUAUCUCCGAUUGCGAAAGCUCAAUUUCUGGUGCCGAUAGAAGAAGAAUUAUUGGUGAGGUUAGAGAAAACAAGAAUGUCAUCGGAGGCUUUGUUAAGCUCGAAGAACAUGAGGCGGUUUACGGACUCAUAAAGACGAGGUUCCUGAAGGGUCUUGGCGGCGUCGGUGAGGUUGUGGCGGUUCACCGGAACCCGUGUGGGAGCCUGGUGGCGCAGGCGAAGGUGCAGAGCUUUAAAGUGUGGGAAAGAGCGGUGGCGAAGUUGCGUGGUGGGAAUGCAAAUGUGAAGUAUGGUUGGUUUGGAACGCUCGGUGAAAAUGACGUGAGGGAUAUUGUUGCUAACGGUUUUGGGCACCGCCAUGGUCAAACACUCGUUUUCUCUGCAGAUCAUUCUCCUCUACAAAGUGUGAAAAGAUGUGUUGCAGAUAAAGAUGGGGUGAGGCACUUGUUGCUAUGCCGAGUUAUUCUGGGAAGGAGUGAACUUAUUAUUGAUCCUUGUAAUAAUAAGCAGCAAUGCAAUCCUUCUUCUGAAGACUAUGAUUCUGGAGUCGAUAGUUUCUCGGAUCCUAAGAAUUACAUCAUUUGGAGUAGCCGAAUCAACACUCAUGUCUUGCCAGCAUAUCUUAUAAGCUACAAACUUCCCUCUUUCAAAGUUAGUGAGAAGAGUGGAGAGCAGCCAUUGCAGCCAUCAUCACCUUGGAUGCCAUUCCCAUCUCUGAUUUCUGUGCUUUCCAAAAAUUUGCCACCAAAUGAUAUUACCAUCAUCUCAAUGCUCUACAAAGAUCACAAAGAUAAUAAGAUUUCAAGGCAUGAAUUAAUACAAAAAGUGAGACGUAUAGCUGGAGAUAAGUUGUUAAUUGCGGUAAUCAAAUCUUACAAAGCCAAGAGAAAAACAUGCAAGAUCUUUCCAGAAGUCCAAACAUUGCAACAUGACAACUAGCUAGCAACUUGUUUAGGAAUUGUGUUUUUUAUGCUAUGAAUGAAUUCUCCAAUAUUGGUUGGAGGCAUGUACCUAACUUCAUAAUAACCAUUAACCUUACACUGAGCUUUAUAUGUAUAACAGUAAAAGAGUCUUAAUUAGAAGCCAGACUCAUGUUUUAUUUUGAGAAAAGAAUCACUUUUUUUUUUUCUUUUCAUUUCUGGUUGCAACUUGCAAGUUACACACAUGACUUGAUUCACUGUACCCUCUUUUAGAAAAAUAGAAUGUAAAUACAAAUUUUGUUCUGUCAUGAAA